UAGCCAACGUACGCCGGCAGUUGGACGGGUGAGCUCAACGCGACCGCAAGUGUGCGCCGAAGAUUCACUGAAUUGACAGUUUAAGAGUGAAAAGUGUUUAGCAAUUGCUGCAAAGUGCGCAGGCGGUUCACCGAAGCAGUUCAGAAGCAACGCGUAAUUUAAAAGUUGGAAAUUCCAAAAUUGCUGCGGUUUUUAAAAUAAACAAAAUUCUACGUUGACAGAACGAAAUUCGAAAUUUUGCACAAAGAACAAUGUCCGAAACACCCACGCAGCAAGCAGUCGCAAGUGCCGUGACGCCACCGACGCCCGCCGUGCUUGUGGCGCGCCAACAACACCAACAGCCGGAGGCGCCGAAAGAGAUUUCCGCGCUGAAACGAGCUGCGCUGCAGGUGAUGGCCGGCGGUUCGGCUGGUUUUGUGGAGGUUUGCAUUAUGCAGCCGCUGGAUGUGGUGAAGACGCGCAUGCAGUUGCAGACGACGACGAAGGCGCUGGGAGAGAGCCACUACAAUGGCGUCUUCGACUGCUUCGCCAAAAUGUAUCGCCAAGAAGGUUUGUUCUCCUUCUGGAAGGGUAUCCUCCCACCUGUGAUAGCGGAAACGCCCAAGCGUGCCAUUAAAUUUGUCUGUUUCGAACAAACUAAACCGCUAUUUCUCUUUGGAGCACCAGCACCUACACCACUGACAUUCUCGCUGGCUGGCCUGACAGCCGGUCUCAUCGAAGCCAUCGCUGUCAAUCCUUUCGAGGUGGUCAAAGUGGCGCAGCAGGCGGACCGCUCGAAAAUGAAGGAGGCCGAGAGUACCUGGUCGGUGGCGAAACGCAUAGUAAAGACCGACGGACUGGGUUUCCGUGGUCUCAACAAAGGUGUCACUGCGACUAUGGGACGCAAUGGUACCUUCAACAUGGUCUACUUUGGCUUCUAUCACAGUGUCAAGAACUACGUGCCUGCCUUUGAGGACAACACACAGGAGUUCAUACGCAAGGUAUUGAUUGGUUUUACAUCCGGCACGCUGGCCUGCUUCAUCAACAUACCAUUCGAUGUGGCGAAGUCGCGCAUACAGGGCCCACAACCACAAGCAGGUGUGGUCAAAUAUAAGGGCACCUUCCGCUCCAUUGGCAUUGUGUACCGUGAGGAGGGCUUCCGCGCGCUCUACAAGGGACUCGUGCCGAAAGUAAUGCGUCUAGGCCCGGGCGGUGCCAUUAUGUUGCUAGUCUUUGAGUAUGCUUACGAAUUUCUGCAGCACAAGUUCUUGUAGGGACCCGAGCUAGCGCUUUAAGUAUUUGUGAAAUUGCCUGUUUACUGCCCGAAAGCAGUAUAUACACAGUGACAUACAUACAUACAUAAUUUUGUACCAUACAGAUUACUUGAUAAAUUGUUUAAAUUUUAAUCUUAUAAUAUCUUUAAAUGGAAAAUUUAAUAAAAAAGUAAAAUUUUUAUUUUUUGUAA
Molecule: messenger RNA, 1444 nt
Organism: Bactrocera dorsalis (oriental fruit fly)
Lineage: Eukaryota; Metazoa; Arthropoda; Insecta; Diptera; Tephritidae
Product: mitochondrial 2-oxodicarboxylate carrier
Exons: 3
Coding region: 252-1253 (333 amino acids)
Source: RefSeq, a predicted model, not a curated record